ACUGAACAAACCUGAAGUACUGUAUCCACUCUCUUUCUCUUCUCUCUCUAAUUUUCUGGAUAGAGAAAAGAAAACCCCAAAAUUUUAAUUUCUUUUGAUUCGAUCAGAUCAGGGUUUCAUCCUUUAAUCACCCCCUAAAACACUUAAUUUGUCGACUAAAUCACAGAAAAAUGGCAGUCUGUUCACAGAGGAUUGGAUUAUCAAGUUUUGGUUCAGUAAAUCAAACAAGAACAAGUCAUAUGAUUGUCAAAGUUAGGGCAUUUCAGAGUUUGAGAAAUGGGGUUUUGGGGAAUUCAGUAAAUGAGGUUACUCUUAGUACUAGUUGUUUAUACAAUACAAGUAAUGGUAGGCAUAUUGAGAGAAAAGAGAAAAAUGGGUUUAGGGUUUGGAAUUCGUUGCAGCCGUCAGAUUCUAGUGAAUCAUCAUCGACUUCACCUGUGAUUGCGAUUACGAAAGAGGAAGUAAAAGAUGGUGUGGUGGUGAAGGAUGUUGAUGAUUCUGAGGGUGUUAAGGUGAACCCAGCUGUUGAUAAUGGAAAUGGUGGCGCUGGUAAUGGGAAGGCUGGAGGUGGUGGGGGAGGAGGAAAUGGGGGUGGUGGUGGUGGUGGUGAUGAUGGAGAGAAUGAAGAGAAUGGUAGAGAAGAGAAGGAGUUUGGGCCAAUUAUGAAGUUUGAGGAGGUGAUGAAGGAAGCAGAAAAAAGGGGUGCAAGUCUUCCUGCAGAUAUGUUAGAGGCUGCUAAAACUGUUGGUAUUCGCGAAGUUCUUCUUCUUCGUUACUUAGAAUUGCAGGGUUCAUCUUGGCCCUUGGGUUUUUUAAUGAGGUCGUGUGCUAUGCUUCGGAACCGAAUGCUUGCUGAUCCUGCUUUCCUUUUUAAAGUUGGAACCGAGAUAGUUAUUGAUUCUUGUUGUGCAACCUUUGCUGAAGUUCAAAAAAGAGGCAAAGACUUCUGGGCAGAAUUUGAGUUGUAUGUUGCAGAUCUUUUGGUUGGCAUAGUUGUGAACAUCGCUCUUGUCGGUAUGCUAGCACCCUAUGUCCGCUUUGGGCAAGGGUCCGCUUCACAAGGAUUACUUGGACGCAUGCAACAUGCUUAUGCAGCUUUACCUAGCAGUGUGUUUGAGGUUGAAAGGCCAGGGUGUCGGUUUUCAGCUCAGCAAAGAAUUGCAACAUACUUCUAUAAGGGCCUUAUGUAUGGAGCUGUUGGUUUUGGGUGUGGUCUGGUUGGGCAAGGCAUUGCAAACUUUAUCAUGACUACUAAACGGAGCAUUAAUAAAGCAGAAGAUGACAUCCCUGUGCCACCUCUAAUAAAAAGUGCAGCUCUUUGGGGUGUAUUUCUGGCAGUUUCAUCCAAUACCCGAUACCAGGUUGUGAACUUACUGGAACGACUGGUUGAAACAUCCCCUGUUGGAAAGCGGGUCCCUGCAGCGUCUUUGGGAUUCACUGUUGGUAUUCGAUUUGCAAACAAUGUUUAUGCAGGCAUGCAGUUUGUGGAUUGGGCCAGGUGGAGUGGAUGUCAAUGAGAAAGCAAGUAUCACGCCGCACCAGUGCUAAACUUUCUAUCGAGUUCUUGCGCUGGAAAUUCAGCACCAGAGUGUUUUCUUGCUCCUAUUUAAGUUAACCUUCGGAAACAGAAUGGAUGUUAGUUGUGGUGCAGCAUGAAAUACUUCAGUAAAAACACAGGAAAACGUUAGAUAGCUCAAGCCUUGUGGUUGAAUCCUUGUAGCGCUAUUUUGUUAAACCGGCAAUCUACCUCUUCAUUCAGUAGUUAAUAUACUUAUAUCUCUGGUUGGGAUCUAGUAAACCCAUUGAAAUAGAAGUAGUUAAAUGUUUCUUUUAAUUUGAUAUGUUAAAGAAGAUCGACUAUGACCAUUACAGUACAAUUCAAGUUGUAGUAUUUUCCAUUUUGUUGUAUGAGUUAUAUUCAUGAUCCUUCAUUUAACU
This is a messenger RNA of Papaver somniferum (opium poppy), 1938 nucleotides long. Its product is annotated as protein RETICULATA, chloroplastic-like. The record is from RefSeq and is a predicted model, not a curated record. The coding region runs from base 171 to 1517 and encodes 448 amino acids. The transcript is spliced from 7 exons. Gene Ontology annotation, biological process: plant organ development. Lineage: Eukaryota; Viridiplantae; Streptophyta; Magnoliopsida; Ranunculales; Papaveraceae. Gene Ontology annotation, cellular component: chloroplast inner membrane.